Lepisosteus oculatus (spotted gar) is the source of this 2634-nucleotide messenger RNA. The record is from RefSeq and is a predicted model, not a curated record. NCBI's taxonomy places the organism in Eukaryota, Metazoa, Chordata, Actinopteri, Semionotiformes, Lepisosteidae.
GGAUGGGCGCCACCUACUGGUCCACAUGUGCCAUGGACAGCAGCUGCCUGUUUUUCCUUAGAGCUCUACCCUCAAAGCCAGCUUUGCUGAACCUGAGAUGUAAUGUGCCUACCGCCGCGCGAGCCCGUCAGUACCGGACAAGCCAUGGCAGCCAACCGGGUCGGGAGGCGAUACAACCACAAGGUCCACUCGCCGAACCGGGGACCGAGGGAACCUGGGCUCCAUCUACAGAAGAGGCAGGCUCGGGUGACAGUGAAGUACAACAGAAAGGAGCUCCAGAAGCGCCUGGACGUGGAGAAGUGGAUCGAUGACAGGCUAGCGGAGCUGUACCUGGGGAGGGUGAGUUCCCCGACUGAAAGCGACCCGUGUCUGCUCGAUGGACAGGGCAGUAAUCGUUCCUUCAUGUUGCUAGUCACAUCCGCCGCAGGUGAGGAUCAGAAACAUUCCCUGCCGGUGCCCCGUUCAUCUGUCUUCGUGAAAGAGCUGAUGGAGAGGCUGCAGGGGCUGCAGAAGCAGGAGGAGCUACAGAACGAUGGCAUCGAGCACCCGCACUGAGGCUCACUGCCCGGGGCAGGAGGAGAGCUGCGCCGCCUCUCCCAGCGCCCCCAGCGGCCAGCGGCGACAGGAGGAAUAGCCACACGCAGGAGAGACUCUACUAACAGGAAGCAAAACUGAUCCACUCGUAACCCUCUGUCUGUAUAUAAUCCACACCACACGCUUUCAGCCACUUGACACGUAGUCAGUAUUCCCUGGUGCUGCCGCAGUGCCACUGGCUUCUCAGCCUCACACUGUUUUUACAUAACGUUGGAAGGGUUAAAGGGAUGGUCAGUUUCACCUGCAGUUCCCUCGUUAUGCCGGGUUAAGCUUGUUUCAGUCCCAGGACUGCCCUUUCCCAGGGGCGCCCUGGUGUUAGAACAGAAUGUGCAGGUUUUGCCAAAGAUUCUGAUUCGGAUGUGAGCUGUGUGCGGCAGCCCUGUGGCUCUUUUGGAUCCCUGGAUCCCUAGAAGUUCUGAGAGGCCUAUGGUAUUAGGAAGGCUCUGAGUGACCAGGAUUCCCACAAUAUUGGGUUAGGGCUGGGAUUAGUUAGCCAGUAUCUUCUUGGACCUCAUCAGUGACACUAAUUUGCCUCGACCUGCAGGUUUGCAGUGAUGUCUCUCCUGCUGGGCACUGUGCUGCUCCAGACAGCCUGCCAGAUCCUCUUCCAGAGUCCAGAAACAAUUGGGUUGGCAUCUCCAAAUUGGGUGUGUGUGGAUUUGGCACGAUUAUUUUCUUCCCUACCAGAUGAUUUCCCAGAAUAAGUUUCAGCAGAACUUCCUCAAAACCCGCAUUAGCAGGAAAAACAGGUCACAGCACCAAUCAGCCUAGACCAGGCAGCAGGAAGAAAACGCAGAGAAAGACGACAAAAGUAACGAAUAUGAAGUUUAGCAAUCCAACAGGAAGUGACACUACUUUUUUCCUCGGCCUCGCCAGUAUAACUUUGAUCUGUGAACCUCACUGAGUCGCUUCUUGAAGUAUCGCAGUCAGAUUUCGUCGGCAACGAUGUGCCUCCUUUCCUGGGGCUUGGGCUCGGAGCUUGACGUGAGAUAGCAGGGGAAAUGAGAACAUAAGGAAGGGUACAUCAUACGAGAGGAACCAUUCAGCCCGCAUGGCCUGUUCGGUAGUUAGUAGUUAAUUGAUCCAAAGAUCUCCUGCCACAGACUCCUGAUAGAAGCCAGGGUGUCCAGUUUAACAGCAUGGCUGGGCGGCAUGUUCCAGACUCCCACUCUGGGGAAUGAGGGCAGGGAGCAAGCUUGACACGAGAUAACUGGGGGAAGUAAGGGGUGACAGCCACCAUUCCUGCAUGCACAGACUUCACCGUCCUCUCCAGGUGUUCCAAAAAUAUCCCAGAAAGCCUCAGCCUGCGAUGAGGCGGCGACUCCCCCUGACAGAGAAGCACAGUCGAUGUACGUGGUGGUCCGGAAGGAUCGGGGCUCCGGUCCUGGCAGCAGUGAUGGGAAGAAGAUCAGUUUCCGGGGAGCACAGGGUUUCCUACAUCCUGGCCUGUGUUGCAGGUGUGCAGUGGGGGGGUGUUCAUGUCUAACCUGGUGUUGCCAGGUGCCAGAAGCGAUGGUUUGCGCCGCGGUGGACGUCUUCGAAAGUUGCCUUCAGUGCGGGCUCACCCUUCAGUCACCACAGCUCUCCGCUGUUCCUGCAUCGCCAGCAUGCGUCAUGAACACCCAACAUGAACAUGCAUCACGAAUACACAUCACACGCACCAGGAACAUGCGUCAUGAUUGUGCGUCAUGAGCACACAUUAUAAACACGCAUCAUGAAUGUGUUAUGAACAUACAUCUGUAACUACACAAGGCAUUGUGAUCUCUGUGUGUUGCGGUGGAGUAUGGAAGUUAUAAGAUCCUUUUCCCCAACUCCCCGUUUUAACCCCAUAACCAUCGCAUGCUGUGUUUGACCCGUCUCUCACCUCCGCGCCUGUCCUGCGUACAUUUUGAUUCCUGAUGUAAACCAUCGGUUCGUUUCAGAAUUGUUUUAUACUGUGUGUUUUUUUCCUAAUAACAGUUUUGAUAUGAUUUGUAAAUGGAUUUAUUUGAAUGCUUGUUUUUUGUAUAUUCUUUGAAAUAAAGGAGAGUUACUAUUGCA